AGGAGGAGGGUGCCAGCAGAGCAGCCAAUCCCACGCUCCCCGGGAGGAAGAGGAGGAGCCAGGGCCCAGGGGCCCCCGCACAGCUCAGUCCCGCGCUGCGCCGGUCCCGCAGUGUCCUCCCGGUCCAGCGUUCCCGCUCGCAGACGACUUCCCUGGUGCAGACAUGGCCUCGGGUGCCGCCUGCACGCCAGUGAAGAUUGGAAUAAUUGGUGGAACAGGCUUGGAUGAUCCAGAAAUUUUAGAAGGAAGAACUGAGAAAUAUGUGGAUACUCCAUUUGGCAAGCCAUCUGACGCCUUAAUUUUGGGGAAGAUAAAAAACGUUGAUUGUGUGCUUCUUGCAAGACAUGGGAGACAGCAUACCAUCAUGCCUUCAAAAGUCAACUACCAGGCAAACAUCUGGGCUCUGAAGGAAGAAGGUUGUACACAUGUCCUAGUGACCACAGCAUGCGGGUCCUUGAGAGAGGAGAUCCAGCCUGGUGACAUGGUCAUCAUCGAUCAGUUCAUUGACAGGACAUCCCUGAGGCCUCAGACCUUCUAUGAUGGAAGCCACUGCAGCGCCAGAGGGGUGUGCCAUAUCCCAAUGGCUGAACCGUUUUGCCCCAAAACAAGAGAGGUCCUCAUAGAAACAGCCAAGAAGCUUGGUCUUCGAUGCCAUUCCAAGGGGACAAUAGUCACAAUUGAGGGGCCUCGUUUCAGCUCUCGGGCAGAAAGUUUUGUAUUCCGUACUUGGGGUGCAGAUGUUAUCAAUAUGACUACAGUUCCAGAGGUGGUGCUUGCUAAGGAGGCUGGAAUUUGCUAUGCCAGCAUUGCCAUGGCAACCGAUUAUGAUUGUUGGAAAGAGCACGAAGAAGCGGUGUCAGUGGAUGGGGUCUUAAAGACCAUGAAAGAAAAUGCCAACAAAGCCAAAAGCUUACUCCUUACUACCAUACCGCAAAUAGGGUCGAUGGAAUGGUCAGAAACCCUCCGAAAUCUGAAGAACAUGGCCCAGUGUUCUGUUUUACCACCAAGACAUUAACACAGCGUGGCUGCCACAAGAAGACUUACAACUUCUCGUCUUUGGGGGACUUUGCUUAAACAAAAAAAACGGGAAAGAUUUAUACGGCCUUCGUGCCUUUGCUUGGAAAGAAGAGCAUGUGAUAAGAGCGCAACAGUGCGCUCCACCAAGAAACCGACUCCUCCAGAACCCGGAAGGAAAGCAGUACCUGCAGAAAUAUGAGGGAACAAGCCCAAAACCUUGUCAAUCAUUUCUAAUCAACUGACAACAAAGGUUGACAUCCAUUUCCCUACACUGCUAACGAAAGACUAUGGGCGUGAAAUGGGACUGUAUGCAUGUAUGUUGGCACCAUCUUUCUGGAGGGCAAUUUGAUACAAUGCAUCUGAGGCUGAAAAAUACUGGAUGUACUUUGGUACCCUAGGAAUUUCUCUUUAAGAAGUUAUGGGAGACUCAUUCAAAGAAUCACAAGUAAUCUCAAAAACAUUAGGUAGAUGAGAUGUACCAAUCAAGUGGAAUGAGGGGGGAAAAGGGUAUAAGCUUUUAUGACACUGGUUUUUUGGUUUUAAAUGGUGUGCAAAUGUACAAAAAAAGACUAGGAGGAAAUAUGCAUAAUCCUAUUACUGUAUUUGUGAAGAGCUGCUGGAUAAUUCUUAUUUUCUUUUAAUACUUUUUUUAAAAAGUAAGUGUGAUCAAAUAAUAAAGUUGUAAAAAUUAAAAUGGA
Molecule: messenger RNA, 1715 nt
Organism: Cricetulus griseus (Chinese hamster)
Lineage: Eukaryota; Metazoa; Chordata; Mammalia; Rodentia; Cricetidae
Source: RefSeq, a predicted model, not a curated record